AGAGGCUGGAGGGCAGGCAGGGCUACGUAACUUUGGAACCCCUCCCCUACAUCUGCCCAUGAUCCAAGGAAGAAAAGCUCAAAACUCCCUAGACCUGCUGAAUAUAUUAUGUCAACUGCCAAUUACACCAAAAUCAACUCUGCAGUGUUCCUUCUCACCGGGAUACCUGGGCUGGAAGACAUCCAUCUCUGGAUCUCUAUCCCCUUCUGUUUCAUGUAUGUUAUUUCAAUAGUAGGCAAUUCAGUCAUUCUGUUCAUUAUAAAAACAGAUCAAAACCUCCAUGAGCCCAUGUACAUUUUCCUUUCAAUGUUGGCCGUCACAGAUUUUGGCUUAUCGAUAUCCACCAUGCCGACGAUACUGGGCAUAUACUUGUUUAACUGUAGGGAGAUCAGCCUCAAUGCCUGUUUUGCCCAGCUGUUCUUCAUCCACUCAUUUCAAUGCAUUGAAUCCUCCGUACUCUUGUUAAUGGCCUUUGACCGCUUCAUCGCAAUCUGUAACCCACUGAGAUAUGCUUCCAUCUUAACCCUGCUGAGAAUAGCAGAGAUGGGACUGGCCUUUCUGCUAAGAGGGGUGGCCAUAAUAAUCCCACUCCCCUUUCUCCUGAAAUGGUUCCAAUACUGUAAAGCCAAUGUCCUCUCCCAUUCCUACUGUCUGCACGAGGAGGUCAUGACGAUGGCCUGUUCGGAUAUCAGAGUCAAUAGCAUCUAUGGCUUGUUUACUAAUCUUUUAACAAUGGGGUUGGACUCGUUGCUCAUCUUUCUCUCUUAUGUGAUGAUUCUCAAAACAGUGCUGAGCAUUGCGUCUCAUGCGGAGUGUCUCAGGGCCCUCAACACCUGCAUCUCCCACAUCUGCGCCGUCCUGCUCUUCUACACACCAGCGAUUGGCUUGUCUGUGAUACACAGAUUUGGGAAGGGCUCUUUUCCGUUACUUCAGAUUCUGCUGGGCUACAUCUCCCUGCUGGCCCCACCCCUAAUAAAUCCAAUCGUGUACAGUGUGAAAAGCAAACACCUUCGUGUGAGGAUAAUCAGGGUGUUCGUCAAGUGAAGAGUCAGUUCCAUCAACUGGCUCCAACGUUGGUGCCACCAGAAAUGAAAAACAUGGGCCACCUGUUCCAUCCUCGACACUUACAUUCAAGACAACAUGAGCUACUGAUCUCCACUCUGUAGAGAAAGAGCAUCUCAGGCCUGGAGCAACGGGAGAGGGGCUGAUGAAAGAGGACAGCGCACUGAGGGAAGGAGACCAAGUCAGGCAGCUGCAUUUACAGAGUGACUGUGUUCAUUGA
Mauremys mutica (yellowpond turtle) is the source of this 1282-nucleotide messenger RNA. RefSeq names its product olfactory receptor 51G2-like. Gene Ontology annotation, biological process: G protein-coupled receptor signaling pathway. Gene Ontology annotation, cellular component: membrane. Bases 109 to 1044 code for a protein of 311 amino acids. NCBI's taxonomy places the organism in Eukaryota, Metazoa, Chordata, Testudines, Geoemydidae. The record is from RefSeq and is a predicted model, not a curated record. Gene Ontology annotation, molecular function: G protein-coupled receptor activity; olfactory receptor activity. The transcript is spliced from 2 exons.